Messenger RNA from Astyanax mexicanus (Mexican tetra), 10126 nucleotides. It is a transcript of the gene lmtk3, whose product is annotated as lemur tyrosine kinase 3. Gene Ontology annotation, molecular function: ATP binding; protein kinase activity. Gene Ontology annotation, biological process: protein phosphorylation. NCBI's taxonomy places the organism in Eukaryota, Metazoa, Chordata, Actinopteri, Characiformes, Acestrorhamphidae. The transcript is spliced from 16 exons. Bases 516 to 8852 code for a protein of 2778 amino acids. The record is from RefSeq and is a predicted model, not a curated record.
AUAACAGUGAUAAAACACAGUGACGGUCAAGUCUGGCAAAGUCAUACACAAAACGGUUUCAUUGGCGCCUGACGUAUUUGAUCUAGACAGUGGAGAACAGGAGCCGGGAGAGAGAGAGAAGGGGGGUGAUAUUAACGCGUCUGACGUAGUUACCAUUUUCUGGUGAGAAAACAGGCUAGCUGAGCUAACGUUCAUGUACUGAUCUCACUCGUUUUUUAUAUAUAUAUAAAAAGAAUAUCUCCAAAAGCAAGUGUGUAAACACAUUUAGAUUAUUUAAUGUAAAUAUCUAGUGUAGUCAAGCUGAGCGAUAUCGGCGGGUGGAAGAGAAGCACAAAGGCGCUUUAAAGCCCGGAUUAGAGACGAAGGAGGAGGGUAAGAGGGGCGCUAGCAGCAUCACCACCACCAUCACCACAACAACAACAGCAUCAGCACCAUCCGCGGCGGAGCUCCUUCAUUCGAGCGGGACAGAGUGAGAGGCCGGCGGCGCGGAUGGUGCGCGGAAACCCAGUGGCAGUAUGCGAGCACCGCGGCGCUGGGGGACCGUGCUGCUGCUGCUAGCGGGGCUCAUGUCCCUCCUCAGCCCGGACAGAGCGCUCGGAGCGCCGCAGAGAGAAGUUUCCGUCUCGCGGGAUGGCUCUCUCUCCCCUCCACCCUACGUUGUCAUCCUUAUCUCCUGCUCUGGCCUGGUCUCCUUCAUUCUGCUGCUCCUCACCUGUCUGUGCUGUAAACGGGGAGGAGUUGGCUUCAAUGAAUUUGAUAAUGCUGAGGGAGAAGAAUGCUCAGCGGGCUCCAGUCCUGCGCCCGAGGACAGCCUGUCCUCCUGUCCAUCUCUCCCAGAGGUCUAUACACUGCCUCUGCGAGACCGGACAUGCCCGGCACUGGCCAAUGGCAUAGACUCCAGUUCUAAGUGUUUCCGUAGACACACUCUCAACUACCUGCAGGAGAUAGGAAAUGGAUGGUUUGGAAAGGUGAUCCUGGCAGAGGUACUCUGUGACUGCAGCUCCUCUCAGGCUGUGGUUAAGGAGCUGAAAGUCAGUGCCAGUCCUCUUGAACAGCGCAAGUUCCUGGCAGAGGCUGAGCCAUACAGAAGCCUCCAGCAUCCCAACAUCCUGCAGUGUUUGGGGCAGUGCAGUGAGAGCAUUCCCUAUCUCCUGGUCAUGGAGUUCUGCCAGCUGGGGGAUCUCAAAAGGUAUCUAAGAGCUCAGAGGAAGUCAGAUGGCAUGACGCCAGACCUUUUGAAUCGCGACCUCUUGACGCUGCAGCGCAUGGCGUAUGAGAUCACAUCAGGCCUCCUGCACCUUCAUGAAAACAACUACAUACACAGUGAUCUGGCGCUGAGAAACUGUCUGCUUACCUCAGAUCUGACGGUCAGGAUCGGAGACUAUGGUCUUUCACACAACCAUUAUAAGGAAGACUACUAUCUGACUCCGGAUAAGCUGUGGAUUCCUCUGCGCUGGAUCGCUCCAGAGCUGCUGGAAUUCCGAGGAGGACUAGUGGUUACAGACCAGACCAAAACAAGCAACGUGUGGUCGUUGGGCGUUGUAAUUUGGGAGCUGUUUGAAUUUGGCGCUCAGCCACACAGACAUCUGAGUGAUGAAGAGGUUCUUACCUUUGUAAUUAAGGAGAGACAGAUCACACUGGCUCAACCUCGCCUCAAGCUCUCCCAUGCAGACUACUGGUAUGAAGUCAUGCAGUCAUGCUGGCUUCCAUCCUCUCAGCGUCCAACGGUCAACGAAGUUUUCAUUCUCCUCUCCUCACUUCUGGCUGCAGAACAAGGGAGGAGUUUAUCAGAAGAUGAUGACGAAGAGGAGUAUGAGGAACACCAUGGCAGAGGAAGGAGAGGCGAGAGUGAAGAGUCAUUUGAAAGGCGAUGGGAUUCUCUUCGGCCCAACGCUUUUCAAUCAGCUGCCGGCGAACGGCAGAGAGAGAGAGCUUAUUGCAGAGAGGGUGGAAGUUUCAGAGGAAAUAGUAACUCCUUCCCUCUGCUGGAUCCUGUGAAUUCAAUUAAUCCUACAACAUCUGAGCUGGAUGACAUCUUAACAGUCACUGAGACCAGCAAGGGGUUAAAUUUCGAAUACUUCUGGGAGAAGGCUCAUGGUAGAAGGGGUUACAAACCUCUUCCUCCCCCUCAACCAAUACCUACGCCCAGCUCUGGUCACAGGCAGUCUCUUGACACGCCCACAGUCGUUCCUGUGAUCAGUGCUCGUAGCCCCUCAUUAGCCAGCGAAUACUACAUUCGCCUGGAGGAGCAUACCCCUCAGGAUAAAUCCCCUUCACUUAAAGGGAAAGCACCUUCAUUACGAGCUGAAUCUGUUAGUCCAGGGGAUUUGGAGUUAGUAGAGCUUCGUAGUGGGAAUUAUGGAAGGGAAAGACCUGUAUUUGGUCAUCAAGACAAAUUUGGACGAAGUGCUUCUCAGACAGUUCAGACUGUAAGGUCCAGUGAAGUUCAGGUACUGGUGCCAAACACAGGCCUGGUUGAGUUUAGUAAAGAAGGUUGCAGCAGAGUGACGGAUUUUGCAGUGGUAGAUAUUGGAGAAAGAACAGAUGAUGUUAAAAGAGAUUCAAACCUGAGGUCAUCUGGAUCUUUAUCUAUCCAAGCACCUCGUCUUCCUCCAAAACCCCGCUCAAUGUCUGCCUCAUCGGGCACCCAUUUACACUCACGGCCCUUACCUGUUCCUCCUCCAAUAUAUCCUCGAGCCUACGGGCUGGGCCACUACCCUGGAUCAUCUUACCCUGUGGGAAAGCCUGAUGCUUCAGAUCCAAUAUUUCUGAGCAGCUCUUGUUCGUCAAAGGCCAAUUUUGAUCAUUUAGGAUUUAAUCGCACACACCAGACACUUCCUCCGUCUCCCUCUCUCUCUCCAUCAAUUCCCCCGUCCUCUGGAGGACCGCCCAUGUUUCCUCCACCUCAGACCUGCCCUCCACCACUCCCCCCUCAUUAUAGACUUCAGAGAGGAUCCUACCAUCAUUACUCUGGAGAAACAUUCCCCAGACAUAACAACUCUGCGGUGCACUUACAAAGAGACCCAUUAAGCUGUGACUAUGCUGACAAGCGAAUCGCUGACAGAAGCUUGACGCGUUCGCAGUCCUUGCACAAUUCGAGGGAUGGCACAGAUUCAUACAUUAAAGAUGAGGAGUUGCCAAUGGGCAGAGAAUCAUCCUAUUGCAGAAUGACUCGCUCACAGUCCACAGUUCCCGAGUUUGAGAGAAAGUCCUCCUCUAGCCCAGCAUACUCAGAGGAAGAUUAUGAUUCCCCCUUUAUGUCGCCAAGCAGAUCGAGCAGUGGCACAACCAUUGAACACAUUAUCCUGGCUGAUGAGCCUGAUCCUGCUACAAAUGAACUCUUCUCCAGAGGAAUGAAACGAACCCAGUCUCGGCUUGAUACCAUUCUCCCGGCCAUCUGGAGGGAAGAUGCAGAGCUGCAUCGUGAAAGAGUUGCAGCAGCAAUGAAAUCCCCAAUACACCUGUUUCUAACAGAAAUCUCCAAUGAACCUCCCGACUCAAACACGGGGCAAACCGCAUGGGGCAAGGAAAGUAACAAGGAGAAUGGCUUUCGGGGAAUGCGACGCUCCCAAUCCCUCCUAACUGAACUUGAUUCAGCCUCUCAGGUUUGGGGGACAGACAUGAAGUUACCUACUGGACAAGACAAUGGCGCUAAAAAGAGGGAUUUGUUUCUCACUGAGAUUGACACAGCAGUGUCAGAUUGUGAAGACGUAUAUGACGGAGAUGGCGGAAUCCCAGUGUCCCGCUUUGGAACCACACCCUUUCCAUAUGCACGUCCUCAAGACUUACCAACAUAUGCAGAAGCAGAAGAAGCAUAUUCCGAAGGAAUGAAGAGAUCUCGCUCCCUGUUGUCUGAUGUUACCAUUGAGACUGAGCCUAAGAAAGAGGAAAUGACGAGAGAAGAGUUUUUGCGCGAGAUCCAAUCAGCAGAGACUUUUCUAACAGAGAUAAUAACGAGACAGCGCAAACAAGAGGAAAACCUGUCACCUCCAGCAAUAUCACCCGAGUAUGAGACCAUAUGCAUUGACCCUGAAUCCUCACAAACGAUAAGAUUUGAAUCUGAACGAUCAUCAGGAACGUCCACAGGUGAAAUGAAAGAGGCAAUUUAUGCUCAAGUUACGAAAAGUGUAAAAAAGAGUGAAAUUAAAGUUGCAGUUCGUCCAGAAAUUCCUGUCUUGCAAAUUGCAUCAGACUUGCAAAACAUCCAAAUGGAGAAAAUAACAGAUUCUGAUACUUGUCUAGAGUCAGACAUGAAGCCUCAAUGCUCUACUGACUUUGUUCCUUCAGGAAUUUUGCCUAAAUCAGGGCUUCUGAUGGACCAGACAUCUCCUCAUUUGACAGAGAGAAAGGAUGCUGAGCUAACAGACAGUGAAAAGGAUACUUUAGAGUCCUUUGAUGUCUUAGUACAAUCUGGAAAAAGAGCAGCACUGUUUGGACAGAGUGAAAUUCAGGCUAAAUCAGAGCAAACCUCAGUUCAGGGCAUAACCAAAACUAAUGAUCAAAGUCAGAUCUCUCAGACUUAUAACCCUGAGAGCAUUAGUGCAGUUACUAAAAAAGGUGAGGUCAGUCCAGUUGGACAUUACUCUGAGGUUCAAAGUGAUGAUAAAGCCGAGAGUUAUGAACAACUGUUUUCAAAGUCAACAUCUAUUGAUAUUCCUGAACAUUCCAACUUAUUAAGUACCAAUGCCCCCACAACUGAGACUGCCACAGUUUCAUCAGUUGACAGAAAAAGACUAGAAUCCCCUCAGACUAAGCCUGAGGUCUCACAAAUGAAGAAAUCUCCUUCAUCCAGUGAGCAACCAGAUUAUACUGAAAGAGACAAAACUUUAAAUAUGAUAUAUGAUUCAUUUGGGAACAUAGAAGACGUUUCAAAGAAUUUGACUUCAAGGUCUGGCAUGGAUGCCUUCCCAUUUCCUUUGGCAAGGGAACCAAACUCUGACCAGUCCCUGUCUACUAUGACACCCACAGACUCCACCAUGUCACCUCUUACCUCUAGUUCUAUGGACUGCCUUACACCCGGAGACUCAUGGACUGCUGCGGGAGGCUCUGGCUGGAGGGUUCUUGGAACUGAAACUCCUCACCGAGAUUCUGCCUAUUUCUCAGAUAGUGAUUGGGAUGCUGGUGAGGGUUUGCCCCGAAGAGGGGGUGACGGACUGUGUUCUUCUCGUCCUAGUAGUGGCAAAGCAGGAGAGAGAGGAGGAAUACUGAUGGGAAUUGAGGAGAAGACUGAAGUGGACGAUGAUGGUCUAAUAGGGCACGGAAGUUUGGAAAGCAAAGGCCAGGUUGAAGAAUUAUUUUCAGAAAAAAUGAUUAUGAGGAGAUCAGGGGAUGGCAUAGAAACAAUAGAGGUUAGCAUUGCUGAAAAGAGUCUCAAACACUGUGAUGACAAAAGUGAAUUGAGUGUUUCAGGUGACUCAAAGACUCAAAAGAGCAUUGAACAACUUGACAACUUGCUCUCAACUAUAGAUGAUGAGCCUCUGAAAGGGUUUCCCUAUAACAGUGGCUCACAACUUAGUUUCCAAAUGUCAUCCUUUGGUGAUCCAGGCCACAAUUUGGGAUUAGCCCCAAAAAUAAUACUGGAACCUGUAGAAAAAUGCACAGUGGAGGAAGUUUUAGAUUCUUCACAACUAAAUGAAAAGCAGAUACAAAUACCUGAUAGUAGUGAUUCCAAGCCACCCCAGCUUUACAGCUUCCAGUCAGAAACUUCACAAUCCUUCACUAGCAUCCAGAUUAAUAACAAGUCCUGCACUGGAGACACACAGUCCAUUUUAACGCACUCCAUCUGGUCUGAGACAAAUGAAGAAGACAUGUCAAAAGCAAAAAGGCGGACAUUAGAUGUACAAGAGGUAGAUACCAAUGAACUGGGCUUGAGAAAUCUGUCUUACACUGAAGAAAGUGAACAGGAACAUGCAAAGGAAGAGUCUGAAAAUGAAGGGCAGCUAGCUGCAGUAGAGCUUUGCUAUACAACCAAGAAAUCUCCAACCACAGAGAGAGAACAGCCCAUUCUAACAAAGACCUCAGAACAAGAAUGUCUUCACAACUUUCUUGAGGAACCCUCAAAGGGACAUGAACUAAAGGCCAAAGAGUUGUGGAAUGCUCAUAAUGUUGAAGGCACAGCUGAGUGUCUGAUGGGAGAAUUUGAUUGCCAUCGAUUCCAGCAAGGAGAUCUUCCCGUGUGCUCAGCUGAAAAUGACCAGUGGGCAUCUGUUGACAAUGAACAGUGGGCAACAGCUGAGUUUCAGAGGUCUGAAAGAGAAUUAGGGUCAGAGUUCUUUCCAGCAUUUGAACAAAACAAGUGUGCAGAGGGAGAGCGAUUGGUUGCAGGCUGUGAAUUUUGGGAUGAAGAAGCGAAUGAUGAAUUAGCUAAGAGUGAGCCUCAUCCUACCAUGCUGAAGGCUUUUGAAAAUAGAUGCAAUGACGAAGGGCUAGAACAAGCCAAUGUUUCCAAGCUGUGCACUACUUCCACUUCUAGUUGGGUUCAGCAGGCUCCUGAAACUCAUCAGACACCAGCGCAGAAUAUAGUAGUUAAUCAAGAGGAAAACAUUGAGAAUCCUGACAUGGAAAAUGGAGAGCUAGAACAUGAAAAGAUAAGACAAGACAAGACAAAUGUCAGAGAAAGCCAAGAAAUGCACUGCUUCGAAAUGGAGGUGGAUAAUCUGGAAAACCCAGAGCAAGAACUACUCCCUCAGGUUAAUGGAGUUGAAAUAAUGAGCUCCACCAGUGCUCCUGGUUCUAAGUUGGACAUACAAAAUGAAGCAGAUGAAGAGGAAUGUCUGGCCCCUGAAGGGAAUCAGAACUUCAACAGACUGCCAAACAUCCUUAACAUUGAGAAUGAGGCAAGACAAAGAGACUGUGUAGAGAGUUUUAAAGGUAUGAACAUUCAAAAUGAAUCCACGAAAGCAUUUCAAACUGAAGAGAUAAAGACUUUGGAAACAUCAAUUCUGGCUGUCACAGCCAAUACCGCUCUUGAACCUCACUUAACUGCAGAAUACCAAAACAGUUACCACAGCCAGGAUGCACAGGAUAUUGAAAAUCACUGCCAGACAACAAAAGGAGGAAUUGAAGAGCUUAUAAUUUCUGAAAAAGAUAAAUCAGAUUCUCUUCCUUGUCCCAAUCUCACAGUUCACACUGAAGAAGAACCCUGCACAGUCCAUACUGGCAAUGUACAGUGCUGCACUCCUGCCUUUGUGUCUAUGGAGCUUUCAGACUGUGAUGCAUCUCAGCAUGCAGAGAUGAAUGAAUGCCAAGGCCCCAGUAAUUAUCCAAACACAGUGCACCAUAUAGAGAUUAAGUCUAAUGCAAAUUUACAGAGCACAACCGACCAACCCUGGCCGGAAGUCAUAGACCACGAAAGCUUAUCGUGCUUUUCCAAUGAUGCCGAUUCUUUUGAUCAGCCUGAAAAAGAACAUUCAACAAACACUCAUAGCAAAGGGAUUACAGCGAACUUGGGACAAAAAACGCAUUUGUCAAUAAUUACUGAAAGUCAGACACACUCAGUGUCAGACUGCAUCAGUGAGAAUGACAGAAAUAGCACAUCUCGUCCUCCAAUCUCUCAGUGCUCCUUAAACUCCAUCCCAGAGUUGCUGAUCUCAGAGUGGAAGGAUUUAGAUGAAGAGCCCUUAGAGGAUUUCGAGAAGCUCGAGAAGUUGUGCUGCAUUUCUGGAGAUGAAGAUAUUCUUGGAGAUCUCUUCCUAGAAAAUUUGGAGCUGCUUGAGUCUUUGAAAAAGAGAGCCAGCACAGAGGAGGGCCAAGACAACUCUGGGACUUUACAAGGCAAGACAAGAGUUGAGCUAAGGGAAGAGGUUGAUGGAAUCUCCGAUAUUUCCACAGCAAAAUCACAAGACUUUGAGCAGAAUGACAAGAAGGGCUCUCAGCUUUUACUGGAAAAGAAGACAGGAGAUAAUGUGUCAUCAGAUGUUUCGCCAUGUCAUUCAAGCGAUGCUACCAAAGGUCAACAGUCAUUGUCACAAAUGCCAACAAAAAAUGGACUAAUGAUGCAGGUUUGUGAAGAGAAACUGCAGUAUUCUCUCAGUGAGAAUGUCAAAACCAAUGUGCUCUGGGGAUCUGCCCUUACUGACAGCGUCAUUCUGCGUCCUUGGGGUGACACCAACCUCUGUGCUGAGAAUGAUGCAGGCAGCGAAAACGUGUCCAUGGAAACUGAGAGUCUCUGCAGUAAAGGCGAAGCAGUCUGCUCUAGCCCUGUGUUAUCUAAGAGUGAAGAUGCUGAAGAAGAAAGUGAGAUGCUGACAGUGAUAGAGCAGCCCGAAGUGACACCUGCCAUGCCUGCUACAAAUCAAGCUAUGAAAGCUAAACUGGCUCGUCUCUCUCUUUCCCUCCCUCCGCUGGAACUUUCGCUCCCUCUCUCUCCCGGCCCCAAAGGAGGAUUCUGGGACAGGACUGACCACAGAAUUGGUCGCAGACGGGGAGUUUCGAAUGGAAGUGAUCCUGAAGAAGAUGAGGAGGAAGAGCAAGAGGAUGAGUCAUCCAGAAAAGUUAUUGUCAUCACGGAAACAGAUGUUCACAAGCGAGUAGGCCUGAGGAGCUUGCUAAAAUCGCCCAAGGAACCCUUGGACAAAGAGAAUCGUGAUCACGGAAGAAAUGUGUCCUUUUUUGAUGAUGUCACUGUCUAUCUUUUCGAUCAGGAAACUCCAACUAAUGAGCUGAGUUCUGGCUCUGCACCCACAAGCCCGUCUCCCCUUGGAAAGCCUGCUCACUUCGAUGGACUUGGAAGCAGCAAUCACAAGACCAGCAAGAACAAAGACCACAUAAAGCCAAGGUCUCCCACAGGUGUCAGUUCAGUCCCACCAUCACGCUUCACCGUCAGCCCUGCCAACGACCCACAUUUGGUGUGACCCACUAUUCCUUCCUAUACACCUGGAGAAAAUGUAGCUCUCUGGAGUGACAGAGUUUCUCUGUGGUCAUCGUGAAGCACGGUGGCUUCUGGAGGUUAUUUUUUUAAAUCAGGCUAAAGACUCCUGUUUUCAAGGCUGGAGGUGUUCCAGGUUUUACUUUGCUGCGGGAGCAGGUCCGUCCUGUGCAAAGCAGGAACCUCUACAGCCACGCAGCCGGGAGCUAUGUAAAAUCUGAAAUGGAGUUUACGGCUAUGCAACGGGAGUCUUAUUGUGUACCAGCUUAACUGCUCUAUUUUCAUGGCUUCUUGAAGUACAUUUGUAUUCUGAUCCUCUUCCACACAAGAGGAAGCACUUUCUUUGACCAGUACCUGUCUAUUUGUGAGCUCGAAUAGAAAUAUUGCCAUUGUAAAUUUGUUCUCAUUGCAGUCAAACAUCCUCGUAGGCUUGAGAGGGAAAUCCCACCCUCCCUAUCUAACAGUGCAGUGCUCUUUUAGUAUUUGUACAAAUGGAUAGUGAAUUUACUGUACAAACUCCAUUUUAAAACCAUUUAUUUUAGAUGUAUUGUUAGAACGCACGACACAAAAUGAACCUGCUACCUACUGUUAUGUUUUAUACUGUAUUUUUUAUUGCAAAUUGUUGUUUGUUUCUGUAUUUCUGUUUACUUCAUUGUGUAUUUAAUUAUUUAUUUAUUUAUUUACUGUACGACUGCAACAAUUGCACAAUUACUUUGCUUUAAUUGUUUUUGGAUGCUGUGCAUUGUUGAAAUAAGUUGCUUCAUCCAUCUCAUUAAAUAAAACCAGAUAUUUCCAUAAGUAUAAAUGCUUUGAAAUAUUUUAUAUCAUUUACCGAUUUCUAGAUGUUAGUCUGUAUCUAUUUGUCAUUUACUGUGUCUGUUUAUAAAUGUUAUUUUUAACUGUGUAUUUGACAUGUUCUCGUCAUUACUUACAUUCAAAGCAAUUACUGUUGCUAAGCAUGGAGGAAAAAUGAAGGCAGUGCACAUGUCCAUGAAUUGAUCUGUUUAUUCAACUUUAAUUUGAUGAUCAGUGAUUGGUGUCGAAGGUGAAUCAGAACAUUUGUAACGUCGCUUUCAGCAUCUGUUUCAUUGCGAGGUUUCUUGAGGAGGUUCUGGGUAACCAGGAGUGGUAAAAAACAAAGACAAAAAAAUAAAACAAAACGAAUAAAACUAAAUCACAUGGAGACUGUGAAACAUUUAAUGAAUUGUUUGAUGAAAAUAAAUUGUACUGGCUUAUAAUAAAUACCCUGCUGUAUUGAAA